This is a messenger RNA of Periconia digitata, 1243 nucleotides long. The record is from the annotation of a GenBank genome assembly. Lineage: Eukaryota; Fungi; Ascomycota; Dothideomycetes; Pleosporales; Periconiaceae.
CUUUCCAUCAAUGUCAUCUUGUCUUUGCUUUCGAUCAUUCUUCCACAAGCAGAAGGACAGUGAGGAGCCCGAGAAGAAACAGCAAAAAGAAGAGCAGAAGAACUCCACCACCACCAUGACGACACAAACAGCUACCCAGAAGAACCCUUCUUUUGUCCUUCAAGCCGCCAACAAAGUUGUCUACGAGGACCGCCCUAUUCCCUCCCUUCCAUCACCCUACGAUGUGAUUGUUCGGCCACGAUGGACUGGUAUUUGCGGUUCCGACGUGCACUAUUGGGUCGAGGGACGCAUUGGGCACUUUGUUGUUGAUUCUCCCAUGGUGCUCGGCCACGAAUCAGCAGGUAUCGUCCACUCCGUGGGUGAAAAAGUAUCAUCCCUCAAAGUAGGCGAUCGUGUUGCUAUGGAACCCGGAGUGCCGUGUCGCCGCUGCGUGAGGUGUAAGGAAGGAAAGUACAAUCUUUGCCCGGAUAUGCAAUUCGCUGCAACACCGCCCUUUGACGGCACACUGGCACGGUACUACGCACUGCCCGAAGACUACUGCUACAAGCUUCCUGAGAGCAUGAGCCUCGAAGAAGGUGCCCUGAUCGAACCUACCGCCGUGGCUGUGCACAUCACACGGCAAGCUGCUGUGAAACAGGGCGACAGCGUCGUAGUGUUUGGCGCAGGCCCCGUCGGCCUACUUUGCUGCGCCGUUGCGAAGGCCUAUGGGGCGGCCAAAAUCGUCACCGUCGACAUCAAUGACGAAAGACUAAACUUCGCCCUGCAGUACGCCGCGACCACGAGUUUCAAGAGCGCGCGCGUCAGUGCUGAGGAGAACGCAAAGAAUCUGAUCAAGGAGUGCGAACUUGGUCCUGGCGCAGAUGUCAUCAUCGACGCAUCUGGUGCUGAGCCAUGCAUACAGACUGCCAUUCACGCGCUGAGGAUGGGUGGAACCUAUGUCCAGGGCGGCAUGGGUAAGCCUGACAUCACCUUCCCCAUCAUGGCCAUGUGCACCAAGGAACUCAACGUUCGCGGCUCCUUCCGAUACGGCUCCGGCGACUACCAGACCGCGGUCGACCUCGUUGCGUCCAAGCGCAUCUCCGUCAAGGAGCUCAUCACUGGCAAAGUCAAGUUCGAGGAUGCGGAGAGCGCUUUCAGUGAUGUAAAGGGCGGCAAGGGGAUCAAGAUCUUGAUUGAGGGACCAGAGGAACCCCACCAACAACAACAACAACAAGACCAAACCUUCCUAAAAUCCAGAAUCUAA